AGAAGGAAGACACACAGAGGAACCUGAUCAGGGAAGAAGAAAAAAAAGGAAAAAUGAUGGCUGGGAGAUCUGCGUCACUCCGCUUCAUUUUACUGUCCAUCUGUGUCCUGGUGGUCUCUGCAGACCAGCGGAUCUUCACACGUCACACUGGCACGAAUGUGACUCUGGAAUUUCCAGUUCCCACUGACACCACAGCCAUAUGGCUAAAAAGACCCGGCAGUGAUAAAUAUAUCUUCCGAAACGGACACCCCACUCGUCUCGAACACCAGGAGGAGUCGUUUAAGGGCCGGGUGGAGGGGACGGACUGUGAUAAGAUCAAUGGCACCGUCACCAUAACUCUGAGCAAUCUGAUCAGUAGUGACAACGGGACAUAUGAGUUUCAGGGCAUGGACAGUGAUGGAAGACGCUUCAAUGAAACCAUCUUCCUGAAUGUCACGGACCCAGGUACAACAGGAGGACACACAACAGAGGAUGGAGUCAAUGCUGCCCUGUGUCUUUGUCACUUCUGGUGGUGCAAGAAGACGUGGAGAUCCUUCAGCUCCUCCAGGAUCAUACAUCCAUACAUGCUGUCUCAAGAAGGUUUGUGUGGUGAAAAUACCAGGAGACAGGACAUCAUGAGGACAGAGCUGUAGGGGGGCAUGAACCAUCCAACGGGACUGGUAUCUGUAUUGUUGUGCAUCCCAAAUCCUCACAAGAUGCCAUCUCAUUCUCAAAAUGUUGGCUUUAAUACUGUUGUCCAAUCUUUCAUUUCAGAUACUCUAAAGUCUAGAACACGAAUUCAAGAGAGUAGAGUUUAUAUGUAGUUGAAUCCCCAAACUCAAAAGGUCAGUAGGAAGGAAGCAGGUGUCCUGAAGACGUGGAUUGGUUUGCACACCAUGAGACCAGAUGAUCCAGGUCAGCAUGGAGUCCUGGUGAGCCACCUUCCACCACCCAGGAGCUGCUGCAUCAUAAGUUAGCAGGAGACAGGAUCAGAGGGUGCCACAGAAGUGAAGCUUCACCUUUGUACCUCGAAGAAGAAAGGAGUCAUCAGCACAUGUCAAACAUUAUAUUUACCAC
Molecule: messenger RNA, 1056 nt
Organism: Archocentrus centrarchus (flier cichlid)
Lineage: Eukaryota; Metazoa; Chordata; Actinopteri; Cichliformes; Cichlidae
Product: butyrophilin subfamily 2 member A1-like
Exons: 6
Coding region: 54-632 (192 amino acids)
Source: RefSeq, a predicted model, not a curated record